AAUAUUUAAAUUAAUGUAAGCUGCUCCAAAUUCUGAUUAUUGGAAAAACUUAAAAUUCAAAAAAAAAAAAGUUACUCAAUCUUUGGCAAAAAUGGGGGACAAAUGUGAAAAGAAUAUGCACAAGAAUGUUUGCGAUCUAAAAGCCAUGGUUAAAGCACAAAAUAAGCGGAUCGAUGAGCUCAUCAGGUUUAUCAAGGAAGGCAGCCAAACCGAUAUUCCGCAGGAAUUGAAGUCGUGCACAUGUAACUUGAACCCGUAUCUUGAGUGCCUCAAUCCGGAUAUCCUCCACCAUCUGAACUUGGAUACCAAGACAAUCGACUUUCCAAAGGUCUUUGGUGAUGUGCGCUUCGUGUGCCUGGGCGGCUCGGAUGCCCGUAUGGAGAAGUUUGCCAAUUUCAUCAUAGGUGAGAUUGGACUCAAGCUGAGCAUAGCGGUCCACCUGAGAAAUAUUUCCGCGGACGGCCACCGAUACGCGCUCUUCAAGGUGGGUCCUGUGCUGUGCGCUAGCCACGGCAUCGGCGGCCCCUCCAUCAGCAUAGUGUUGCACGAGCUGAUCAAGCUUGUGCACCAUGCCAAGUGCCAGGAUCCAGUCUUCUUUCGCAUGGGCACCUGCGGAGGCAUCGGCGUCGAGCCCGGAACCCUGGUGAUCACAUCGCAACCACUGGAUGGCCAAUUGCGGCCCGUAUACGAGGUGGUCGUGCACACACAGCCGCAGCUGCGGCCAGCCCUACUGGACCAGGCCUUGGCCAAGGAACUUAUAGCGCUCUCCAAUCCCUGUGAAGAUGGCUAUGAUACCGUACUGGGAAAGACACUCUGCGCCAAUGACUUCUACGAGGGGCAAUCACGGCUGGACGGUGCCUUUUGCGGAUACAAUCCACAAAAGAAGAUGUGCUUUCUGCAGCAAAUCUCCCAAAUGGGCAUCGUCAACAUGGAAAUGGAGAGCACCGCCUUCGCAGCUCUCACAAACCAAGCGGGAAUACGGGCCGCCGUGAUUUGUGUGGCCAUCAUUAAUCGCAUGGAAGGCGACCAGAUUAAUUCGCCAGCAAGCGUCCUAAAGGAUUUCGACCAGAGGGCACAAAACCUAAUUGCCCGCUAUAUGCGAAAGGUUCUCUUCAAAUGUGACGAAGAUGACAUAGAGACCUGCCAGUGUGAUGAUGCCCCUGGAUGUCACUGAUAUGACUAUUAGAUCACUUGUUUCUAUAUAUUGUCCUUAA
Drosophila navojoa is the source of this 1214-nucleotide messenger RNA. RefSeq names its product uridine phosphorylase 1. Gene Ontology annotation, molecular function: uridine phosphorylase activity. Gene Ontology annotation, biological process: uridine catabolic process; nucleotide catabolic process. The record is from RefSeq and is a predicted model, not a curated record. NCBI's taxonomy places the organism in Eukaryota, Metazoa, Arthropoda, Insecta, Diptera, Drosophilidae. Gene Ontology annotation, cellular component: cytoplasm; cytosol.